AUGUCGAAUUUGGCAACCUCGGUUUUCUGCGAGAUACAUCUCGCGCACUUUUGCCGGCGGCUUCCGCUCUUCCUUCGGCAGAAGGCGGGUACGCAGCUGCCGGUGGAUGGCAGUGCCAGGCGAUCGAGUCUCCUUGAGAAAUCCACCAAAGAGAAGACCUGCGUCAGGGGCGCCGCCGCGUCUGGUGUGUGCUCAUGGGAAGGGACAGGGGGCAGCGAGCCCGCGGAAGACAAGAGAGAAAGACGGGAAGACGGCGAAGUGAUUCGUGACACGUGCUGGUGCUCGUCCUCCAGUUCGCAGGCGAAUCCUGCCGUUUCUUCAGUUCUUCCGUUUUCGUCGCCAUUCUGUGGUUCUUAUUCCAGGGGAAAUGUAGCUGCAGCGGGGUCAUGUAGACAAAAGCGAAACGUGGGUGGGCGACGCACACGCGGGCACCGCGGCAGCGUGAUGCAUGCAGUUCCAGCUUCAAAUACGCUGGAAGUGCUGCCUCGAUGGUUUUUACCUUUCUUCUCGUCGGGGGUAGCCCUGCAUUCCUUUCCAACGCAGGGCACUGGCAGCUUUGCGGGAAGCGAAGACAACACGUUUUCCAGAUGUCGAUUUUCUCAAGGCCGCAGCGGAGCCCUUGCCGGCGGCCAGAAGCGGCUUUUCACCGCGGACGUCUCGGUCUCGAGCGCCAGCCGAAAGACUAAGGAGGCAAUCUUGCUGGAAGGAGCGGCGCGCCUCGGCGGCAGGGAAAGAGACACUGGCGAGUCUCGCUGGAGCAGCACGUCUGUUUCCGCAGUCUCCGGCUUCAGCCCAUCUCCCUCUGAAUCUCAGGUUUUUUUGUCGAGUCUCAGGGAGGCGCCGCCGAUGGUGGACAGGAGUAGUUUUUACUCGCUGGAGGAGAUGAGGAAGGAAAACCGGAGAGGCGCUCCCGUUAACUUUCGUCAGUACAUGCGAUCUCUGCUGCUCCCGUUUCGCCAUGAGGCGUCUCCGAGUCCGGCGCCGGAGUCGGCGGAGAGACUCUCUUCACUCUCGCUGCCUCGCGGCCUGCCGCCAAUCACGUUCAAAAAGUACCAAGAGGGCAUGCACGCCGCCCACUACUAUCCCUCUCGCCUGCUGCCCCCUAGCCACUCGGCCCCGCUCCCGGGAAACGUCUUAGUAACUCCGUUUGCGACGCACUUCCAGCAGCCCCUCAGCAGAACGAGCUUGGCGAGCCGCGCAGGGGUCUCCUCCCCGAGAUCUCGCAGAGCGGGAAAGCCGCUCGCGGCCAGUCAGGACCCAAACGACGGGAACACGAAUCGCCCUCAGAUGCCUGUCCUCCUUACGGAGCGGUGUGCGGGUCGUCUCACCCUUCUCUUCAUUUUUACUGACCAGCCGCCGCACAGCGAGAUGAAGGACCUUGUCAAAUGGCGGCGCGACUUGGAGGAACAUCCGGAGUACUCGGCUCUUGUGUAUCCAGCUAGAACUCCACCGAGCGCCAGCGCCGUUGAUUUAGGCUCGCCAUACAGCCAGCCCUCGGCCGCGCCCCUGUGGCCUCCGCGCGAGGCGAACCGACUCUCUGCGCGCCAUGACGAACUGUAUCAGGUUGCGUACCUGUGCAGUGAAUCGUGUUCGCUCUUUCUUCGUUGGCUGUGUAUUCGGUCCAUGAGAUUCACAGCUGCGCAUUUCGCUCCGCAGUCGGAGCGAAAUGCGGGCGGCGAUGGAGCGCCUGCGUUUACGCUCAACGGAAGUGCGCCGUCUAUGUGGGGCACCUUUCUCGGAAACGCCAAAGAAGGAGGCCGAAAAAUAGUCGAGGCAACUGGCCUCGCUUUCCGUCCAGAAAUGGUCACGACGAUGCUCAUCGACCGCGCCGGGCUCAUCAGGUGGCACGUAGUCGGAGCGCCCACGGACGAGGCGGUUCAAUUCCUGAUGUAA
Molecule: messenger RNA, 1893 nt
Organism: Besnoitia besnoiti
Lineage: Eukaryota; Apicomplexa; Conoidasida; Eucoccidiorida; Sarcocystidae
Exons: 2
Coding region: 1-1893 (630 amino acids)
Source: RefSeq, a predicted model, not a curated record